UUCUCCAGAGCCACAUAUAGGCUUAUAGUUUUCACAGGCUAAGUAGUACUCUUGUGAUGAGUAAACUAACCCAUGUGUAAAUUCUUCAGUGUCCCUUUAAAAAGUAUAUAUAAAAAAAGGUUAAGUGCCUGAAUCACAGUAGCCUAUGUAUUGCAAGAAACUCCCCUUAGGUAGGCUAUAAGUAUAUCACGUUCGUUAAGGUGUUCUUGCACAUAAUUGCCAAAAAGACCCCCCAAAAGAUAAACAGACUGGGAUGCUCCAUUUCUUUCCCCAGAGCUAUAAUAGCAUGAGAUGUUCAUUCUGAGCAACUGUCUCAUUGCCCAGCUAUUGCAAAGCCAAAGACCAUCCCAGCGGCAUGACCGUGUCACUCAAAACAGUGCUGCAGCUAUGGGCAUUUUUGCGGGCUAAAGUCAUGUCAUCUGAGACAUUUAAUUGGGCCCGGGCCGCCACAGGGGGACAGCGGACGGCAUUCCUCCACUGCCUGCGCCCUGUUGUGUUGCUCUUCGCCGCGUGGCUGCAGUCCGUGGAUAACAUGUCCAUACCCACGCAAAAUUGAGCUGCUGGAGACCCUUUGACUGACACCAUUGUAGUGGACGCCUUGACUAUGCUGGAAAACUUUUGAAUACAAAACAAUAUAGUUGGAGUCUCGAGGGAAGUGGAGGUCAACUUUUGGAUCGAUAAUUGUGCCAUGCAACGGCUGAGAGACGAUUUGUGCUUUUUCUGAAGAGACCUCAGCGGUGGUCCGACGGGGAACAGACAACAAUCAAUAUUGAGGACGUACACUGCUACCUGAUUUUAAACUUUAUUAUACGGAAUUUCCUGGGUCGGGCUCGUGCUGCUUCAGCUCUGUUUUGUGCCUGUGGCCUCAUGAAGGGAUAAAUGAUCACCUCAACCAGAAGAGUGUCUCCUGAUAAAUCUGAAGUUAGAAUCGCCUUCAGCCUUGACGACACAUCAGAUGCAAAAGAUGUGGAGGACGUCCCUCAGACUUUCCCGGAUCUUGAACAGCGACUACAGCCAGUGCCCCCCUGUGUGUCUCUGAGAGAAAGUGUUCAGGUGUACAAGGAGCACUGCCGGAUGGCAAGAGAGUUCCACCAGGUCAAACAUGAGAUCGCUGUGCUUGAGGACCGCAAGCGUAAGUUGCUGGCAGAGCUGGUGGAGGAUGAGGAGGUUGCCAUAGAGAUCGCCCGUCUAGAGGAAGAGUUUCGGCGUCUAACGGAGGAGAACCGGACCUUGAUGACUGUCCACAACGAGCGCGCUCAGCAGUUAGAGAGGCUCUGUGUGACCAAUCAAACGACGCAGGACUCCUCGUGACCUCUGACCUCAGCAGAAUCUGAGGCCUCCAAACAUCCAGCUGUCGCCAGACCGGGAAACCAAGAAGAAAUAAAGGCUCAGCUAGUACUCAUUCUACACAACUACAGUCAGUGAAUCAGCUAAUUACACAGAAAGGCGUCGUGUUUAUUCAUGUCUGAGUCAUUUGUUUGAACCACAGACGUACUGUCGUCAUCAGUUUGAAGCUGUUGUAGUGAUUCUACCAAGCUAUGACACAAAGCCACUUUUCUGGGUUUUGUUAUUAUGUGAUCUUGCAGAACUUUCCUGGUUGCCAGUGCAAUACCUCACAGUAUAUAUUUAUACAAUGUCAGCUGCUGUGAAUGUGACCAGAUAUUCUGAUAUCUGUCUCAGGUCCUGUGGAGACUCAGAUCUUUUACCUGAGGUCUGUGGAGGGAGCCAAUGGGAGUAUGAUGUGGUCCAAAUUUUGUAGUUUGAGGAGUGCUCCCCCUCCCUUCCCCGACAGCUGCUCGUCAAGUUCCUGUUAUGAUAAAAAAAAAAAAAAGGAAAUGAGACGAGUGUUUAACAGUGUCAGGGAUCGGGAAAUUAUAGCCAUUUGUGAGGAACAGCAAAAGAAGAAGGGUGAUUAUCUAUUUCACAAUAAUUAUCUGCUGUGACACAACACUGUAAGAGUUGUAAAUUUUUUUUGAUGUAGCGUGUCACACACCUGUAGAAGGGGAAGUAUACAACAAGAUAAAUUGUUGCUUAUCGUCCUCGUCUUAUUAAUAAAAUGUAUUUUAAUUUUA
Perca fluviatilis (European perch) is the source of this 2072-nucleotide messenger RNA. RefSeq names its product map3k7 C-terminal like (gene map3k7cl). Bases 880 to 1311 code for a protein of 143 amino acids. The record is from RefSeq and is a predicted model, not a curated record. Gene Ontology annotation, cellular component: cytosol; nucleus. NCBI's taxonomy places the organism in Eukaryota, Metazoa, Chordata, Actinopteri, Perciformes, Percidae. The transcript has 5 exons.